GAGCGACAGACAGAAUCCCUCAACACAGAGCCACCAGUUCCAGAAGAUGCCGUGGACUUGAUGGGUUCAUCACAUGGGAUUCGCGCUUAGUUUCAAGUAGAUUUCUGUGUCGUCCAAGUCGAUCUGCAGCCAGAUAAAACUCUCCCAGCUUCUUGUCUUUCUCAUCAUGCCACUUAAGGAGUUCCUCAUCAUUGUGAUUCUUGUGCAAUUUGUCAGCAUCACUCAGCAACUUGGAAAAGCGGAAGUGGAGAAUCGUGUGAAACCCUCGAGACUCAGUCAACUCAUUCUUCUAGAGUCACCACCGAGAUUUUAUGAUCUCUCGUCAGACUGCGUGGCGAGUGCCAAUCUUCAUGUGUCCAGCACAAAGUGCCGCUGUUCCGAGUACAUUUGCCUGAUCAAUUACAAGUUCAACAAAUUGAGAUCUCUCCAAACCUGCCAUGAAUCUUGCUGCAAGAGACAGCGGAAGGUGCUGAAAAGUGGCGUUGUGGAAAAAAAUCAAUCAACUUGAAUAUUUUGUAAUUACCGAAUAUCAUUUCCCGCUUUUUUCCUCCAUUUACAAGAAUCGCACAAUAAUCAUCAGUAUUACAUAAAAAAAA
This is a messenger RNA of Phlebotomus papatasi, 596 nucleotides long. RefSeq lists its product as uncharacterized. The transcript is spliced from 4 exons. Lineage: Eukaryota; Metazoa; Arthropoda; Insecta; Diptera; Psychodidae. Bases 167 to 508 code for a protein of 113 amino acids. The record is from RefSeq and is a predicted model, not a curated record.